Molecule: messenger RNA, 956 nt
Organism: Aspergillus glaucus CBS 516.65
Lineage: Eukaryota; Fungi; Ascomycota; Eurotiomycetes; Eurotiales; Aspergillaceae
Exons: 2
Coding region: 118-570 (150 amino acids)
Source: RefSeq, a predicted model, not a curated record
UGACCGAUUGCCACGCCGACUUCGACUCCGAACUGUUAAGCUGCAGCUGCAGCUGAUACCGAACCUGCGAUAUCCCUCCUCCGGACCGACGAUCCUCCAUCUAUAUAGAGGAUGAUGAUGAAUGAUCUCCAUGAGCUGAGCUAUGAUGAGUUUGAUCAGCAAUAUGGAGCGAACCCCCGAGCAUUGUAUGCCAAACUCCUGGGGGUACACCAGAGGAGCGCAGGUGAACUGCUGGACCGGGAUGCUCAGAUUGCAUCCUUAAAAGAUGAUUUGAAAGAUCUCCGUCUUGAGAAGACUGAGCUGGUGAAGAAAAUGAGAGAAGUUGUGGAGGACCGACACCUCUAUGCUAACCAGCUAGUGAAGAUGCUGGUACAAGGCAGCAUUCCAAGCACUCAGGAAGCAACUCCAACCAAUGUCUCAGCGUCUGCUGCUCGUAAGACGACCAAGAUCCCAGACCCUCCAACGCUCACGGAUGGCAAGGAGCCCCAAUUUGAAGACUGGAUGCUCCUUAUGUCUCAGAAGCUUGCUGCAAAUGCAGCCCAUUUUGACACUCCCCAUUCCAUACUUUGAAGGAUUGAGCACUAAUCCAGUGGAUCUCCAUUUUUGGUUCAUGUUGUAAUGAAGGGAUAUAAUCACCAUUUGCCAGGCGCAGGGAAGGUAUGCCUGGGGGACUGCGUGUGACAAUGGAGAUUCCCUGAUGAUAGAGCCAUGGCAGGCUGAGUAUCAGGUCUUCGCCAUCAAGACAAGGAACGAUAUAUGCAUACAUUUCCUGUUGUUUGUUGCCACCCAAAUCCAUGGAAAAGUAGGCAAUUUCUGUAAUUAGACCAUCUUAUGGGCCACCGAAAUCUCACAUUUUGUAUGGGAUACAGAGGCGCGCCUCUCGGUGAUAUGCGCCUUUCGGUGAUAGAUUACGGAGAAUUGUGCACUGAAUGGGCCAAAAAGGGCGGUGCCGAGGU